Molecule: messenger RNA, 3672 nt
Organism: Clunio marinus
Lineage: Eukaryota; Metazoa; Arthropoda; Insecta; Diptera; Chironomidae
Source: the annotation of a GenBank genome assembly
AUGAGGUUGUGUGGUGUUGUGAUAAAUAUUUUCGGAUUGUCUUUGAAUUUUCUUGGAGUCAAAUGUGAUAGAAAUCAAAUAACUGAUGACAUAAACCAUGGAAGGAAGAGUGAAUUUCAAUUCAGCGAAUUAUUAAAAACUUUCUACUGCAGUAACACAACUGUCGUUGAUGUGAUUUUCAGCAAUGAAAACGAAGAAAUUUUGGACGCUUUCAACUCUGUUAGUGUUCACUUUGGCUCAUGUACUUCAUUUCAAUUCGAUUCACUAAACAACGUUAGCCGUUUGCAUAAGAGAAAAAGAACUUUCAAUGUGAUUAUUCUUGAGAGCUUUGAAAGCUUCAACAUUUUGAUGAACAACAUUUCCAACUUCGAUUUCGACUUCAAUGGAUAUUUCUCAAUGUUUUUCAUAGACAUUGAGACAAUCGAACUCAAUCGUGUGUUUGAAUUUGCAUGGAAAUAUUUCAUGCAUAAUUUUAUUGUUUUAACUGGAAAUGGAACUGAAAUAACUUUGUCAACUUAUGAUCCUUAUCAAAAUAAUAGAAGUUGCGGAAAUACACAAGCAUUGUCUUCAGUUUUCAAUGCUAAUACUGAUUCUAUUAAAUUAUUUCCUGAUAAGCUGGCGAACAUGCAUAAAUGUCCGCUACGUUUGCCAAAGUUCGAAUAUUACCCUGCAACAUUCUAUGAAGAAAUUGGAAAUGAAACAAUGUUGAAAGGAAUUGAUGGUGAUUUGGUGAUGACAAUGAAAGGACUUUUGAACUUUACUUUGGAUUUUGUGUCCCUUGAGAAUCCAGAUGAAAAAUGGGGCUCAAUAACUGAAAACGGAAGUGCAACAGGAGCAAUGAAGAUGGUAGUAGAUGGAACAGCUGAUUUUACAAUUGGAAUGUACGUCAUAUCUCCGCUGAGACUUAAAUUUAUGGACAGCACGAUAUCGCAUGUGUCAUUCCCUUUUGUUUUAAUUGUUCCACCUGGGCAAAAGUACACAUCAUUUGAAAAGUUGUUCAAGCCAUUCAGUUGGAAUGUUUGGAUCACAGUUGGAGUAACUUUUUUACUUUCGUCUUUGAUAAUAUUGUUCGUGAAAAGAUCGAAUAAUCAGAAAUUGAAAUAUUUCUUUUUUGGUGCGGGUUAUAAUCCUCCAUAUUUCUACAUAAUCGACGCAUUUUUUGGUGGAUCAUUGCAAACGUUACCCAAAAGCACUUCUCCAAGAAUACUUCUGUCGUUCUUUUUAUUUUAUAGUCUCAUCCUUCGAACCAUUUACCAAGGAAAUUUAGUAAAGAUUUUACAAUCUGAUGAUCGCUCAAGGCCCGUAAUGACAGUAGAUGAAAUGAUCGAAAACGAUUUUCAUUUUUAUAUGUAUCCAACAUUUAUAGAACAUAGUCGACAUCUUAAAUUCUUUUCAAGGAGAAAAAUUUAUCCAACAAUUGAAAACGAAGAAUAUCUCUUGAAGACAUUGGAUCCGUACUUCAAAGGUGGUGUGUGUUGUACACUUGAUGAAGUUGCAGCUAAAAACAAACAGAACCGAAACAAUUAUACGCUUCGUGUUUUGCCUGAGGACAUCUACUUGUUCAAAAAUGGAAUUUAUUUUCGUAAAAAUAUGCCUAUUGUGGAAUUAUUUGACAAGAAAAUAAGUUUGUUUCAUUCGUCUGGAUUAAUUAAUUUUUGGGUAUCAAAAUAUUUGGAUCUGUCAUAUGCAAAGAUUUCCGUAACAAGUGAAACUCCGAAGAAACUAAGCAUUGAACAACUUGAAGGAAUUUUUCUUUUAUGGCUUUAUGGUUUAUUGACAGCGACAACUUUUUUAGUUUUGGAGAAUAUUUACUCAAAGACUUUGAUAAAUGUCAAAGAAACGAUCAGAACAAUAGUCGGGAAAAGAAUAUGUCUGUUUAAUUAUGUAGUCGAAUCAGAAAAUCAUCAGAAAAAUCUUUUUAAUUUUCAUCAAAAACAUUCAAGUUUUCCGGUGUUUAAAAUUCUUGAAACAUUUUACUGCAAAGAGUCAUCAGUUGUGGACGUUAUUUGUAGUAAUGAAAGCGAAGAAAUUUUGGACGCUUUCAACUCCGUUAUUGCCCACUUUGGCUCAUGCACUUCAUUUCAAUUCGAUUCACUAAACAACGUUAGCCGUUUGCAUAAGAGAACAAGAACUUUCAAUGUGAUUAUUCUUGAGAGCUUUGAAAGCUUCAACAUUUUGAUGAACAACAUUUCCAACUUCGAUUUCGACUUCAAUGGAUAUUUCUCAAUGUUUUUCAUAGACAUUGAGACAAUCGAACUCAAUCGUGUGUUUGAAUUUGCAUGGAAAUAUUUCAUGCAUAAUUUUAUUGUUUUAACUGGAAAUGGAACUAAAAUAACUUUGUCAACUUACGAUCCCUUUCGAAACGGAAUAUGCGGAGAUACUAGUCCUGUGUCAACAGUAAUUGAUAUUAAAACUGAUAUACAUAAUUCAAUUGAUUUGUUUCCAAACAAAAUGAUUAACAUGAAUAAAUGUCCAUUACGAAUACCUUUAAUAAAUUACUUGCCUGCAAUAAAUUUUGAAAGUUAUCGAGACGAUUACAUCAUCACUGGAAUUGAAGGUGAAUUAUUAUUAACGAUGAAGGAUCUUUUAAACUUCACCAUCAAAGUGUUGCAACUAAAAGGUGAACAAUAUUGGGGUGUAAUAGAGAAAAACGGAAGUGCAACGGGUGCGAUGAGAAUGGUGAUAGAAGGUGAAGCCGACUUAAUUAUGGGAACGUACGCUAUGACUUUGUUGCGUUUGCAAUAUAUGGACAGUUCAUUAUCUCAUCUUGGAUUUCCUUUCGUUUUGGUAAUUCCACCAGGAAGAAAAUUUACUCCAAUGGAGAAGCUUCUCAAGCCAUUUCAAAUGGAAAUAUGGAUUGCAAUUCUCACUUUUUUGGGAUUUUUGUUCAUGUCCAUUUUAAUUAUUAAGAAAGGAAACAUCAAAGCUCGUAAAUUGACUUUAUUUGGUGAAACUUUUAGGCUGUCAUAUCUUACUAUGAUUGACUCAUUUCUUGGAGGAUCCUUCAAUUUACUCCCUUCAAAAACUUCUCUGAGAUUUCUUUUCGCUUCGUAUUUUAUAUUUUGUUUAAUUGUGAGGAAUCUUUAUCAAGGACUUCUUGUCCAAAUUCUUCAGUCAGAAGACCGAGCCAAACCAGUUAAAACAGUUGACGAAAUGAUGGAAAAAGGUUUCAACUUUUACAUGUAUGAUUCGUACCUUGAGCAUACUGAACACUUAAAAUUUUCCUCGCGACGGAAAGUUCACAAGUACAAUGACAAUGAAAAAUAUUUAAAAAUGACUUUGGAUCCCAAUUUCAAAGGCGGCGUUUGUAGUUCUCUUGAUGAAGUUGCUUUCCUAAAUAAAAAAAACUACAAAAAUUUUUCUUAUCUGAUAUUACCUGAAGACGUGUACUUGUUCAAAUAUGUGAUAUACUUUCAAAAACAUUCUCCUUACGUUAAAAAAUUUAAUGAGAAGAUAAGUUUAUUUAAAUCCUCUGGAUUAUUAGAAUUUUGGUUUUCUAAGUAUAUGGAUCUGUCGUAUGUGCAUGUUAAGGAGCCAAAAAUGGUACCAAGAACGCUAAACAUUGAACAGUUAAAAGGUGGUUUCAUAUUGUGGUUGUGUGGUUGUUCAAUUUCUUUAUUUGUUUUUAUUUUGGAAGCUAUUUAUAGUGUUGUCAUAAAGUAUUUAUUGUGA